GCUCCAGGCGAGCAGUAUUUCCCGCCUCCUCCUCCUGGUCCUCCUCCUCAGCAACAACAGCCACAACAGGCAUAUCCAGCGUUUCCACCUCCUCAACAACAACAGGAGCAACAACAGCUACACCCAACUUUCGCUCCACCGCCACAGCAACCCGAACCGCAAUCGCCGCAGCCUCCUCACGACCAACAGCAUCAACAAGCUGGUCAGCAGCAGUUUCCGCCGCCGCCCCCUCAGCAGCAUCAUCAGAACCAAGAGUUCUCACCGCAGCUCAAUCAACAGCAGCAAAACCAGACAUACAAUCCCCAGACCUACCAGCCUCAGUCGCAACAACAGCAGACCUCUGCCUAUUCCAUCCCCGCCUACAAUCCUGCGAAUCCCGUCUUUGCGCCGCCGCCUUCGAAUGCCCUCAACGAACCUGCCAGUCCCUCGGGAUAUCAACCCCCAUCAGAAGGACAGCAGCAGCAUCAGCAACAGCAACAACAACAACACAGCCCGUCUCCAGACCCUCUCGCAUACGGCGAUGACCACGGACAGCACAAGAGCGGCUGGAGCGAGCGCCUCUCAGCCCUGGGCAUGAAGGCCGCUGCGCCCAUCAACAGCAUUGCGCACAAGCUGGGCAGCCAGAGCUUCCUCCCCGAGACGCUGGACAAGGAAUGCGAAAAAGCUGCGACGAUCCUAAAGGCCUUUUGCAAAAAAGGAGUUUAUGCCGACCCUGCUGCGUCUUCGCUGCCCACCUCGACCGACCCCAACGCCGCCGAGUCCACCGACAGAGUCAUCGAUCCCACACGAGAAAAGCCCAAGACCCGCGUCAUCGUCACGAUCCCUCCCAAGGUCAUCUCCAAGGCUGUUGGCCUGGCCAUCUUCACCACGCUCCGGGCCGGCUUCCAAGUCUCUGGCGCCACCGGCUCCGGCAUCCUCAUUGCGCGGCUGCCAGACGGAUCUUGGAGCCCUCCCUCGGGCAUCCAGCUGCACUCUGUCGGCGGCGGCUUCCAGAUCGGCCUCGACAUCUACGACUGCGUCUGCGUCAUCAACAACCGGGAGGCCCUUGCGGCCUUUACAAACACGCGGGUCAGUCUCGGCAGCGAUCUGGCCGUGGUGGCUGGGCCGUAUGGAGCGGGUGCGGCCGUAGAGUUUGGCACGUCGCUGGAUCCGAGAGGCGGCAGCAGAGGCAACAGCCGUCCUUCGUCGUCUCACGGACAAGACUCACAGCAGGCACAGCAGCAGCAGCAGCAGCAGCAGCAGCAGCAGCAGCAGCAGCAGCAGCAGCAGUCACAGCAAAAUCUGCAGCCCGACUCGACAGACAAAAAGAGCCACCGACGCAGCCUCAGCGCCAGCGCAGCCAAGCCCGUCUUCUCGUACGUCAAGUCACGAGGCUUCUACGCCGGCAUCCGCAUCGACGGCACCGUCGUCGCCGAGCGCAAAGACGCAAACGCCGCCUUUUACGGCCAGGCCGUCUCGGUGGACCAAAUUCUAAAGGGCCAAGUCCCGCCGCAGGGCCCUCCAGGAAUGUGGCCAGCUGGAGCCCAUACACUCUUUGGCGUUCUAAGGGGGGCCGAGGCUGGCGCUUUACAGGCAUCAUCCCACGAGAACGAGCAGCGUCCCACAAGUCCA
This is a messenger RNA of Trichoderma atroviride IMI 206040, 1611 nucleotides long. RefSeq lists its product as uncharacterized. Gene Ontology annotation, biological process: regulation of ruffle assembly. NCBI's taxonomy places the organism in Eukaryota, Fungi, Ascomycota, Sordariomycetes, Hypocreales, Hypocreaceae. The record is from RefSeq and is a predicted model, not a curated record. Gene Ontology annotation, molecular function: phosphatidylinositol binding. Gene Ontology annotation, cellular component: ruffle membrane.